GCAAAUCGGAAAGCGUCACGGUGUAGAUGUAGAGCGUUCUCUUAUACGCGAUUAGACAUUUUAUUCCACCAUAUACUCUCUGCGAGUAGAAAAAUGAUGUGAGUUUGGUUCUACGCAAGCUUCUUGUGAAGAAAAUUACAAUACAAUAUUCUAGCGACAGUAUCCAUUGUUUCAUAGUCGAAUCAAUGUCAACUGCUGGAUGGGUUUUCGCCGUAGCCCAGCACAGUGGAUACAUAGAGCACCUGGAUGUCGGACACGUUCGGCUUUCGCUCAAGCGUCACCUCCAAUCUCCAAUAUCGGAGGGCGUCGUUGACACUCAAGUAUUUUAUAUAUGACUGAGCCUGGUGGCAUGCGGUGCGGCUAUUGCACCCAAAGGAACUACCAAACCAACCACACCAAACAUGACAACCCCAUUGGAACAGGGCAACCUUGCUCAUCUCUUACCGUCAAGCUGGAAGACACAGGUGACGGUCUGGUUCGACGAGGACACCCCGUCAUGCGACUAUGCGGGCUUUGUGGUCGGAGAACAGCCUCGCAAGGCCACGCUCUGGGGCAAAUCAGCUGGCAUCAUCGCAGGUCGCCCUUUUGUUGACGAAGUGUUUGCGCAGUGCGGAUGCCAGGUCGAAUGGCACGCAAGCGAGGGCGAUCAGAUCGAUUUGAUUGCCACCGGCGGCAAGAUGAAGAUUGCGACAGUCUCGGGCCCAGCGCGCGGCCUCUUGCUCGGUGAGCGCGUCGCUCUUAAUACGCUGGCACGUUGCUCAGGUAUUGCGACACAGAGCCGCGAACUUGUCGACGUAUGCAGAAAGGCAGGUUAUACGGGUAUAGUGGCAGGCACCCGCAAGACAACGCCUGGCUACCGCCUCGUGGAGAAGUAUGGCAUGCUUGUCGGGGGAGCGGACGCCAACCGCAUGCAUCUAAGCUCUAUGGUUAUGCUCAAGGAUAACCAUAUCUGGAGCCGAGGUAGUAUUACUGAAGCCAUUGUGGCAGCCCGGUCUGUAGCUGGCUUCUCCCUGAAGAUUGAAGUGGAGGUUCAAUCGGAGGAAGAGGCUGAUGAGGCGAUUGAGGCGGGAGCGGAUAUCGUCUUGCUGGAUAACUUGACGGGAGAUGGCGUCAAGAUUGCAUCGCGGAAUCUAAAGGAGCGCUGGCAGGGCAAGAAACACUUUCUGCUUGAGGUUUCCGGCGGACUCUCGAAGGAGAAUGUCGAGGCGUACGUCUGCAAUGAUAUCGACAUCAUCUCUACGAGCGCAAUUCACCAAGGUGUACCACAUGUCGACUUUUCCCUCAAAAUUGAGCAUUAAGCUCUUGUACAUAUCCAUGCGUCCGCUAUAUAGCAUGCGACAGCAGCCAUUCCUCUCUUAAUCCAAGCUAGACGGCGCCUAAUGAUCAACGUUCCAUCAUUAAACCACUCCACACUCGUAAUAUUAGAACUAGUUAUCUCUAUUCCAAACAUACUCUUCCUCUUGUUCACAAUGCCAAACUACACUGAGACGGAUAUGAAAACUGCGGCACUACCAUUUGUGGUGGCAGAUGACACACAUUAUGCUCGGAACUGCCCGAUUGGGAAUCCUCAUUUAUUCCAGCGCAUGGCAACGCGGACGCCCACGUUGCGCAGUCGCAACCAUACCGCAAGUACUUUUGAUGCUUGCACAUUAUUUAAAACAAUGAGAAUUCGGAUUAUAGUUUUCAAAUUUU
This is a messenger RNA of [Torrubiella] hemipterigena, 1692 nucleotides long. NCBI's taxonomy places the organism in Eukaryota, Fungi, Ascomycota, Sordariomycetes, Hypocreales, Clavicipitaceae. The record is from the annotation of a GenBank genome assembly.